UUUUGCUUCCCAUGCCAGUGGGACAUUUUGCUGUGGACAUUUUCGAGUAAAUAAAACGCCGGAAGGGAAUUUUAGUGGCGAUUUGCGCAUUUCUAGAGAUCUAUUAAUAAAACCGGACUAUCUUGUCAAAAUACGAACCAAUUAAUGAUAUCAGACACGUGUUACGUUGUUUCUGCCCUCGCCACAGCCGGCUAAGAGAGACGGAAGCACGUUGAAAGAGGUAGCCCCACUCUCCAGUCUUCGAAGCCAAAGUCAAGGAGUUUACUAAGUCUACAACCAAAUCACUGCCUAAAUUAUUAAUAACAGUUACAGUACAAACCGUAGAGAGAUGAGUCUGCAAUCGAUCAAAUACUCGCGGGGAAGCCUGGACAUCCUCGACCAGCUGCUGCUGCCCGUCCAGUCCAAGUAUGUGGCCGUCCGCGGCGUGGAGGACGGCUGGAAGGUCAUUAACAAAAUGCAGGUAAGAGGUGCCCCCGCCAUCGCCAUCGUGGGAUGCCUUUCCCUGGCCGUGGAAAUCUACCCCGAGGAGUUCGAGAACAAGAAGAGGCUGCGCCAGGAGGUGGAGGGAAAGCUUAACUACUUGGUUUCCGCUCGACCCACGGCGGUCAACAUGAAAAUCGCCGCGGAUGAGCUGUUAGCCCUGGCCAACGACCUCACCAAGGACGAGACCAUCGACGUAGCCGCCAUGAAGGACAGAUUCCUGAAUGCCACCGAGGCGAUGCUCGAGAAAGACAUUGCCGAUAACCGAGCCAUCGGAGCACAUGGCGCCAAGGCGAUUCUGAAGCGUGUGGCGGAGACGGCCGGCGCUCCAACUGGUACGACGGGACCAGUGCGGGUACUCACCCACUGCAACACGGGCUCCCUAGCCACCGCCGGAUAUGGAACGGCUCUAGGAGUAGUGCGUCAGCUGGCCGAACUGGGAAAACUGGAGCACGUGUACUGCACAGAAACCCGUCCGUACAAUCAGGGAGCUCGACUCACAGCCUAUGAACUGGUGCACGAGAAAUUCCCAGCCACCUUGGUCCUGGACAGCAUGGUGGCGGCUCUUCUGCGGGCCAAGAAUGUGGCUGGAGUGGUGGUCGGAGCUGAUCGGGUGGCUGCCAAUGGCGACACGGCCAACAAAAUAGGCACCUACCAAAUCGCGGUUGUGGCCAAGCACCACGGUGUGCCCUUCUAUGUGGCCGCCCCACUAACCUCCAUUGAUCUGGCCAUACCGGGCGGCGACCACAUCAUUAUUGAGGAGCGACCGGACCGGGAGAUGACGCACGUGGGAGAGCACCGCAUCGCUGCGCCAGGCAUAAACUGCUGGAACCCCGCCUUCGAUGUGACACCCGCUAGUCUGAUCACCGGCAUCAUUACAGAGCGAGGCGUGUUCAAGCCGGAAGAACUGAAAGAGGCGAUCACCAAGCUGCUCGAGUCAUAACAGGCGAACAGAAUUUGUUUUGUUUACAAAUGCACUCCAUACCCCCUAAAAACAGAAACCGCAAAAAACAAGAGCACACUCAUGCGCUCGGAAUAGGCAUUUUGCCAGCCGAGUUUUGUAUACAAACGUGUUCUCGUUGGUAGUGCCGCCUGCUUAGCAGAUGUGGGUCUACCGAUGGGAAAAUAGAACGCACAAUAUACCUCCUACAUAUGUAGCCCCA
This is a messenger RNA of Drosophila bipectinata, 1643 nucleotides long. Its product is annotated as methylthioribose-1-phosphate isomerase. Gene Ontology annotation, molecular function: S-methyl-5-thioribose-1-phosphate isomerase activity. Lineage: Eukaryota; Metazoa; Arthropoda; Insecta; Diptera; Drosophilidae. The record is from RefSeq and is a predicted model, not a curated record.